AUGAAUGGUAUUCUCUAUGAAAACAGCCUGGAGAUUUCAGAUGACGACAGCUGGACCGUGUCUACAUCCGAGGAGGACAACAACUCAGAUCAGGACGGGUCUGACGCUGAGGAUGAUACCUAUGACCCGUCACGAGAGUGGCCGGACGUGCAUGCUGAGGUGAUAGCCAAGAUCACAGAACUGGGUGGUCAAGUAUCCCCGAAGCUCAAUUGGAGUGCGCCGCGCGAUGCAAAAUGGAUACUAGCGACGAACGAUAUGCAAUGCAGGACGGCUAAUGAUGUCUACCUGCUACUUAAGAGCAGCAACUUCAUGAAUCAUGACCUUGAUCAUGCGUUUGACGGCUGUGUCCCUGAGCCUGAGCAAGAACAAAAGGACACCUCUACCCCAGAUCAACUGUCAAUUCCUUAUCACCUUGUGCUACGCAAAUACUUCAACGUCAAUACCUCACUCGAAUUUCGGUGCUUCGUCCGCCAUCGACAACUGAUAUGUCUCUGCCAGCGUGACCUAACAUAUUAUGACUUCUUAUCUGAUAUGCGAAAUGAUCUACUCAGGGUGAUCCAGUCAUUCUUCGACCAAAAGCUUCGUGAUACCUUCCCCGACCCAGAUUUUGUAUUCGAUGUCUACGUCCCUCCGCCAUACAACCGGGUAUGGCUAAUUGAUAUUAAUCCUUUCGCCCCAAAGACAGAUCCCCUCCUUUUCUCCUGGCAGCAAAUACUUAGGAUUGGCCAAGAGGUAGAACGGAGCAUGAAUGUCAAUGGCCAAAGUAGUGACAUUGAAGAACAGGUUGUUCGGUUACAUAUAGGCGACCAAACCUCAUCCUCCGUAUCAGAGACACAUGCCUCUCUAGUAGAGGAUGAAGGAGAUAAUGACGAAGACUCCGAUAUUGAGGAGGUCUCUGAGCUGCCGUUGUUUCUUCUCCUGUCUGGGGGAAACCCUGCUGGAACGAACAUGAAUGCCGCUCAAUAUUCGGCGCACAAGCUUCCAAAAGACGUAGUUGACGCCUCCAAGGGAGGUCCUGCGGGAAUGAGUGAGUUUCUUGGGCAGUGGAAAGACAUACUUGAGGGGAGAAUACAGCCGGAUACUAGAGACGACAAUGAUGAAUAG
This is a messenger RNA of Arthroderma uncinatum, 1104 nucleotides long. Its product is annotated as cell division cycle protein 123. The transcript is spliced from 2 exons. NCBI's taxonomy places the organism in Eukaryota, Fungi, Ascomycota, Eurotiomycetes, Onygenales, Arthrodermataceae. The record is from RefSeq and is a predicted model, not a curated record. Bases 1 to 1104 code for a protein of 367 amino acids. Gene Ontology annotation, cellular component: cytoplasm.